Molecule: messenger RNA, 987 nt
Organism: Yamadazyma jaroonii
Lineage: Eukaryota; Fungi; Ascomycota; Pichiomycetes; Serinales; Debaryomycetaceae
Source: the annotation of a GenBank genome assembly
AUGACAAAGGAAGAGAUGGAAAUAUCUGAUGUAGAGUCGGACAUAACUCCCACUCAAGAAAGACAGUAUGAUUCAGAAGAUGAGUCAGAAGUAAAGAAAUUAAAACAGGACAAGUUUUUACCUCGAACUUUGAGAAACUUGAAUACUACUUUCGAUUCCAUAAAUUACAAAACACCACUUAUAAAGUCUACUGAUCCGAUUAUUUUGGGAGUUGACGAAGCUGGAAGAGGACCAAUUUUGGGACCUAUGGUAUAUACAGUUGCAUAUUGUUCUGAGUCUUUCACACCAAGACUUCGUCAUUAUGGUUUCGAUGAUUCCAAAGUGUUGAAACAUGAUUUUAGAUUAAAAUUAAUGAAGGAUAUGGAUAACGAAAACCAUGAAUUAUUCCAGGUGGGUCAUUUGACCACUGUUAUGCUGGCAAAGGAUAUUUCUUCAGGUAUGUUAAGAGUUCAUGGUCAAGGUGCUUAUAAUUUAAAUGCUCAAGCUCAUGACACAACAAUUAAUUUAAUUAAAGAUCUUAUCAAACAAAACGAUGAAAAUGACGGUGGUUUGAAUAUUGCCCAUGUUUAUAUCGAUACUGUGGGCCCACCAGAGAAGUAUCAAGCCAAAUUAAAAUCCAUAUUCCCCAAUAUUAAUUUUACUGUUGCCAAAAAGGCAGAUAGUAAGUACCCUAUAGUGAGUGCUGCUUCAAUUGUUGCCAAAGUAAGUCGUGAUUUAUACUUAGAGAAUUAUAACGAACUGGAAACUUUACUCAAAGGUACCAAGAUUGGUUCAGGAUAUCCAAGUGACCCUAAUACCAGCGCUUGGCUAAAACAACAAGUAGACAAAGUGUUUGGAUGGCAUUAUGGUUUAGUAAGAUAUAGUUGGCAAACGGCUCGUGAUAGUUUGAUCAAUAAUCAUGCAGCCAAAGUCACAUAUGAAGAACCUGAUGUCGGGUUGGAUGUAAAAGUCAGUUCUAAUCUUUUCGGAUCUAAUGCAACAUUAUAG